Daphnia magna is the source of this 522-nucleotide messenger RNA. RefSeq lists its product as uncharacterized. Bases 1 to 474 code for a protein of 157 amino acids. Lineage: Eukaryota; Metazoa; Arthropoda; Branchiopoda; Diplostraca; Daphniidae. The record is from RefSeq and is a predicted model, not a curated record. The transcript is spliced from 3 exons.
AUGGCGGAGGGAACAACAGCUGGCACUGAGCAAAAAUCAGGAAAUUAUAAGACAGUCGCCAAAUGCAGGCCCGUACUUGUCCAGGGAUUAAACGCAACUAAAACUGCAAUUUGCCUUUCUUGCACAAUCUUCUCUACAAAAGUCGACGAUGAGAAAGUUUUUGGUCAUUGCAAACCCUUUCGCUUGCUCCAAAUGGCAAGCCAAACGUAUUACCAGAAACUCUUAAUCAACCAUCGAUAUGAUCUUCGCAAAAAGGAGCACGGGCCUCGGGCCUUCAUAAAAAUGAUCGUCCAUCCUCUAGUCGCACCCUUGUCCUUGCACAUUACCUGCAGAUGUGGAAUCUUUAGCGUCGUGGAAAGGAAACUUCAACAUUUUCAGCUUUCUGUUGUUCUGCUUUACGUCAGUCAGAAUCAGUGUGUCCACUCUUCAGGGAAAAUCCCAAAUUUUGGGAUAUUUGAAGUAAACGGGGAAUGAAAUGGGAAAACGGGAAAUAUCGGGAAAAAUCAUUUCUUGGUGGGAAUU